AUGUCCUCCAUCGAUCCAGUCGUCGUCAUUGACGGCAAGGGACACCUUCUUGGUCGUCUUGCCAGCACUGUCGCCAAGCAGCUGCUCAACGGUCAGAAGAUCGUCGUCGUGAGAUGUGAGGCUCUUAACAUCUCCGGCGAGUUCUUCCGCGCGAAGCUCAAGUACCACGCCUACCUUCGCAAGAUGACUCGUUUCAACCCCACCCGCGGUGGUCCCUUCCACUUCCGCGCUCCCUCCCGCAUCUUCUACAAGGCCGUCCGCGGUAUGAUGCCCCACAAGACUGCCCGUGGUGCUGCCGCUCUGGAGCGCCUCAAGGUCUUCGAGGGUGUUCCUCCCCCCUACGACAAGAAGAAGCGCGUCGUCGUUCCCCAGGCCCUCCGUGUCCUCCGCCUCCGCCCCGGUCGCAAGUACUGCACCGUCGGCCGUCUGAGCCACGAGGUCGGCUGGAAGUACCAGGACGUCGUUGCCAGACUCGAGGAGCGGAGAAAGGUCAAGAGCAGCGCCUACUACGAGCGCAAGAAGGCUGCCCGCCGUCAACUCGUCCACGCCCAGAAGUCGGCAGCUGUCAGCGAGCAGACCAAGACCGAGCUUGCUCAUCGGCCUUCUUUGAAACAGGCAGAAGCAAUCUACCACAUCACAACCAAUAAUCAAAUCCUCCGACGAAGCUAUAUCGAAUUCGCCGACCGCGCUCGCGGCCUGGCCUAUUUCCUGAAGAGCCAUGCGUUCACGCGCGUGGGUAUUCUCUGCCCCAAUACCCCGGCUUUCUUGGAGGCUAUCUUCGGCAUUGCUGCUGCUGGGGCGGUGCAGGUUGCGGUGAAUUACCGUCUCAAGGAAGAAGAUAUCGCCUAUAUCUUUACACAUUCAGAGGUGGAGGUGAUUAUUGUGGACCAAGAGUUUCUGCCCCUCUUACAGCGCUAUCGGGCGACGAAACCUGAUGUGGCAGUGAUUGUGGAUACCGAUACCGAUGAGACGGAAGGGCAGUUGUCCGGGCCGUUUGAUGAUGCGGUCUUGGAGGGGUUAAGGUUCGAUGCAGAGACUGGGGCUCGAGGGUGGGAGGGGCUGGAAGCUCAGGCGGCCGCGGAGGAGGAUGUCCUCGCCUUGGCUUAUACGAGUGGAACUACGGCCAAGCCGAAGGGGGUGGAGCUCACCCAUCGGGGAUGCUACCUGGCAUCGUUGGCGAAUCUGGUCGAGUCUGGGCUGAAUGUGCAUGAGGGGCGGUGCAAGUAUCUGUGGACUUUGCCGAUGUUCCAUGCGGUUGGGUGGACCUUUCCAUGGGCUGUGACGGCCGUCCGGGGUACGCAUUACUGUCUGCGCAAGAUCGAUUAUCCGCAGAUCUGGAGGCUGCUGAAGCAGGAACGCAUCACGCAUUUCAAUGCGGCGCCGACGGUGAAUACUCUACUUUGCAACUCCCCGCAGGCUGAACGGCUGCCGCAGCCGGUGCGCGUGACGGUGGCGGCUAGUCCUCCCACGGGCCAUCUGUUCGAGCAGAUGACCGUUCUUAACCUGCAUCCUGUGCAUACCUACGGGAUGACGGAGACGUACGGUCCCAUCACCAAGGGGUACCAUAUGCCAGCGUGGGACAAUCUCACCCCGACCGAACGGUAUGAGAAGAUGGCGAGACAGGGCCAUGGAUUCCUGACCAGUCUGCCGGCCAGGGUGAUCAAGACGGAUGUUCCCGAGGGCACGGUUGUAGACGUCCGCCGGGACGGCAAGGAAAUCGGGGAGAUCGUGUUUGCCGGGAACAUAUGUUCCCGCGGCUAUUACAAGGACCCUGAGGCGACGCGGAAGCUGUUCCUUGGUGGCGUGCUCCAUUCCGGCGAUCUGGCUGUCUGGCAUCCCGAUGGGGCCAUCCAGAUUCUGGAUCGAGCUAAGGAUAUCAUCAUCAGCGGGGGUGAGAACAUCUCCUCAGUUGCCUUGGAGGCGCAGCUGGUGAUCCACCCCGACAUUCUGGAGGCUGGGGUCGUGUCGGUUCCAGAUGCGCACUGGGGCGAGCGUCCCAAGGCCUUCAUUACCGUCAAAGAAGGUAGGGAAGUAGAUGGCAAGGCGGUCAUCGAGUGGGCGCGGAAUGCCAGCGGCAUCAGUAAAUUUAUGGUUCCUCGCGAGGUAGAGGUGGUGGCGGAGCUGCCCAAAACGAGUACGGGGAAAAUCAGAAAAAAUAUACUGCGCGACUGGGCUAAGGGGGCGUCUCGGACGUGA
Molecule: messenger RNA, 2196 nt
Organism: Aspergillus uvarum CBS 121591
Lineage: Eukaryota; Fungi; Ascomycota; Eurotiomycetes; Eurotiales; Aspergillaceae
Product: putative AMP-binding domain protein
Exons: 9
Coding region: 1-2196 (731 amino acids)
Biological process (GO): translation
Cellular component (GO): large ribosomal subunit; ribosome
Molecular function (GO): structural constituent of ribosome
Source: RefSeq, a predicted model, not a curated record